Molecule: messenger RNA, 2314 nt
Organism: Cyprinodon variegatus (sheepshead minnow)
Lineage: Eukaryota; Metazoa; Chordata; Actinopteri; Cyprinodontiformes; Cyprinodontidae
Product: perforin-1-like
Exons: 5
Coding region: 53-1846 (597 amino acids)
Biological process (GO): leukocyte mediated cytotoxicity
Molecular function (GO): calcium ion binding; pore-forming activity
Source: RefSeq, a predicted model, not a curated record
CCUGCAUCUGAUGCUCAGCGUUGAGCUAUUGUGUGAUAAGAAAUUUUGACUCAUGCGAAGUCUCUCAUCCACUGUCCAGUUUAGUAAAAACAUGCUUCUACAGUUGUGCCUCUGUGCUGGCCUUCUGCUGUUCCUCCCUCAGUGUACACGAACGUCGUGCACCAAUGGGACACCCAAACAGUGUAAGGAGGCAGACUUUGCUCCAGGCUCCAAUCUAGCAGGGGAAGGUUUUGACAUCACCAAAAUGGAGCGCAAAGGAGCUUUCGUGCUCAACAUGGAUGACUGGGAACGUGGUGGUAAAACAUGCACCCUGUGUGUAAACCCUUACAUGGAGAAUAAAAAGCAAAAGCUGCCUCUGUCUGUGAAGGACUGGAGGGCAAAGCAAUCCUGCAGCUCAAGGGUGUCCUCCAGCCUGCACAAAUCCAGCGAGUCUUUGGUCACAUCCUCUUCUUCCUCUGUUGAGAACAACUGGAAAAUCGGUUUAGAGUUUCAAACCAUGAAACGCAGCGCCUCGCUCAUGCUGGCUGGGACCAACUCUAAACUUUCUGAUUACUCCAUGGAAAAAACAAAGAAUGACAAGUUCAGCUUCUCAAGCCUCAGCAUGUCCUGUGAGUACUACAGCUAUGGAGUUGUCAGCUCACCCAAUAUAAGCAAGGACUUCGAGGCAGCACUGAAACAGCUUCCUCCAGCGUACAAUGCAAAGAGCAAAGAGCAGUUUUACAGGCUCAUCGACAACUUUGGCACCCAUUAUCUCAGCAAGGUGAAGUUAGGAGGAAAUGUUCAGUCGGUCACCAGCAUCCGUCAGUGUCUGGCCAGCUUACAGGGACUCAGUUCGGAGGAGGUGCAGACGUGCCUGGAGGUUGAAGCGUCUGCAAGCCUCAGGGUGACCAUUAACACAGAAUCAAGACACUGCAAGAAGGACAUAGAGAAGUCAGAGAGCAAAUCAGCAUUUUCCGACCUCUUCAAUGACAGGUUCACAGAAAUCAAAGGAGGCCAUACCACAGAGCCAGACCUUCUCUUCAGUGCUGACAAAGACCCAACAGCCUACAAGGAAUGGCUCAACACUGUUCCACAGAAUCCUGACAUCAUUUCAUAUUCCCUGAGCCCUCUGCAUCAACUACUGCCUGCUAAUAAAAAAACAUGGUCAAACCUUCGCUCAGCCAUCACCCAUUAUAUCCUAGAGAAAGGCCUGAUGAUAAACUGCACCGAGCGUUGUAGAAAAGAUCCCAGCGAUAAGUGCGUCUGCCAGUGCAAUGACCCGGCUGUAAACCAGGACUGCUGCCCAUCCCGUAGGGGCAUGGCCCAGGUAGUUAUAACAGUUCAGAGGGCUGAAGGUCUGUAUGGAGACUAUUCUACAGCCACAGAUGGCUUUGUGAAAAUCAUUUACAACCAAGUCGAGCGCACCAACGUCAUCUACAACAACAACAACCCAUACUGGAACAUGGUGCUUAAUAUGGGUCCCCAGGAUCUGUCUGUAGCAAACAAAGUGAAAUUUCAGGUCAUGGAUCAAGAUAACGGCUGGGAUGACGACCUGCUGGGAGAGUGCGAGCAGUUUCUGAAAAAUGGCAUUAAGGAGGACUUCUGUAAUCUGAACCAUGGUCGACUGUACUUCAAACUGGAAGUCAAAUGUGCUCCGAGUCUGAGAGGUGAUUCAUGCAAAGAGUAUCAGGCAACGCCCAUGGAUACAAGUCUAAAGAAGCUCUACGUGUCCCGUCAUGCCCACCCUAUUCCAAAGCCAAUGCUGCUUGAGAUGGGGGUGUUUGUGAACAAACCUUUGUAUUUUAAUCAAACUAUUAUGAGAAACACAACUCUUACUGCUAAGAAGCAAAGAUAUGAGCUUAAAUAAGGCCAAUGUUCUGCUACCAUAUCUGUUUACUGAAAUAAAAAAACGAUUCAAUAACUGGUAGUUAUAAAAAAAAAGCUGUGCCACUUUUUUUAUGGAUUUAUGGAUAUUUAGGGGAUCUUUUCGCAAAUGCUUAGGUUGGCUUAGAUGGACUUUUCCUCUUUAUAAAUGAAAUAAUACAUAUUUUUAUGCUUUUGUACCAUUCAAGAUAUCUUUACCUAACAGUAGUGCUUUUUUCAUGCUGUUAUGGACCCAGGUUUUGUGAUCUGGAUGUAUGUUGGUGUGCCUGCCCUGUUUGCUCUUCCUCUGUGGAGGUGAUGUGGAUCAAGGAAACAGGACAUAAACAAUUAUUUUCAAAGCAUCUGUCGACCUGUUUUAGCAUUAUAUCUUUCACACAUACAUAAUAUAUCCAAGCAUUCGCACACAUUCCACUGAUCCUGACAUUCCCAUCAUAUUAUAGUUUCUGUUAUU